Molecule: messenger RNA, 756 nt
Organism: Owenia fusiformis
Lineage: Eukaryota; Metazoa; Annelida; Polychaeta; Sabellida; Oweniidae
Source: the annotation of a GenBank genome assembly
AGAUGUGUGUUUGAUUAUUAUCACAUGGAUCGUCAGAUAAUUUCUAAGCGUAUGGAAUGACGUGGACUACGAGGUUGGCGACUCAUUGUUUUGUUUGUGCUAGUUUGACAAUGCGGAAUAAAAUAGCACAGUGAAGGAUUCUGAGACACCUGUUCAUAGCGACAAAUAAACAAUAUGGCGAACCAUGAUGAUUUGAAAGACGAGCGAGUUCCGCUGUGUUUGCACUGGUCCGUUGAAAAAGUCGCAGAUUGGAUAGAAGAAAUAGGAUUUCCGUAUUACAGGGAAUGUAUCACAAGAAACCUUGUUGAUGGAAAGCGUCUCAUUCACAUUGAUUCCUCUCAUCUACCUAAGAUAGGAAUCACAGACUUUGAGCACAUCAAGCUGAUAGCAAAAUGUAUUCGUGAUAUGUUAGAGAUAGAAGAUCCAGAUUGGCACAGAUCAAUUUCUAAACCACCAAGAGAAAACUUAGGAAUGUACUUGGAGAUGAAAAGUGGCACUGGGGAGAGAAGAGAUGAAAGGACUUAUAAAAAGUUUUUGGCAAACACUACUGAUGCUAAAUGGCAACCACCACUGGCAAAUCACUGCCUAAUAUUGCCACAUUGAAUAUAAAAGUGAAUCAAAUGAUAUUGCCUUGUUGAAUGUCAAAGUGGAUUAUCAAAGCGGUUUACUUUUUUGUCUGCUGCACCUAGAUCAAAGUGAAUGAAAUGAUAUUGCCACAUUGAAUAUCAUAAUGGAUCAAGUGAUAUUGCCAGAAUA